AUGAGCGACGAAGAGAAGCGAGAAUCAUCGCUAUCAGCUCCGCCAAGCGAGGCUUCCUCAAAGCCUGGAAAUGAAGACCUCAGCAAUCACACUUCUGCGCCAAGCUCAAUACCGUCUUCACCAUCACCGCCACCGAAUGGCGGCACUACAGCAUGGCUUCACGCCUUAGGUAGCUUCUUCCUGCUAUUCAAUACCUGGGGCAUUCUCAAUGCAUUUGGAGUGUAUCAGACUUAUUACGAGUCCGGAGCGCUAUUUACCGAAUCGUCUUCAAAUAUCUCCUGGAUUGGAUCAAUUCAAGCCUUUAUGCUCCUCAUGACGGGAGUAUUCGCAGGCCCCGUCUACGAUCGCGGCUAUCUGAAGACACUACUUAUUACGGGGGCUUUCCUUGUCGUUUUUGGUCACAUGAUGCUCAGUCUCUGCACAGAGUACUGGCAAGUGCUCCUGGCUCAAGCCUUCACCGUAGGAAUCGGCACCGGCUUGAUGUUCGUGCCGGCAUUCGCCAUUCUACAGCAGUACUUCACCACAAGAAUGGGACUUGCUAUCGGCAUCGCGGCCUCAGGCUCAUCUUUCGGAGGAAUCAUCUACCCGAUCGUCCUCUAUCGACUUGUGGACACAAUCGGAUUUCCCUGGGCCGUCCGGGUAGAGGGCUUCAUCGCCCUCGCAACCCUGACAAUCCCCAUCGCGGUCCUCAAAUUCCGUGUCAAGCCUGGUCGUGUCCGCGCAAUGUUCGAUUGGAGCGCAUUUCUCGACGUCCCGUACAUGUUCUUCGUCAUCUCGACGUUGAUCUCAUUCAUGGGCUUGGUCGUGGUUCUGUUCUACCUCUCCUAUUACUCCGAGGCCACCCAGAUCACCAACACUCAAAUGGCUUUCUAUCUGAUUCCGAUCUACAAUGCGGCAUCGUGUUUCGGACGGACGUUGCCCAACGCAUGGGCAGACACUACGGGCCCGUUCAAUCUCCUUGCUCCAGGGACCUUCAUUGCUGGCAUCCUCAUGCUCGUCACGAUGGGCGUACACACCGAGGCUGGCGUGGUAAUCAUCGCUAUCCUGAUCGGAUUCGUCUCAGGGGUCCUGAUCGGUAUGCCUCCAUUGUGCUUUGUCGCUGUCACGAAGGACAAGUCCAAGCUGGGUACCCGUAUGGGUAUGGGAUACGCGAUGGUGGGCUUCGGUGUACUCGCAGGAGGACCUGGAGCGGGCGCUAUCCUUGGGCAGGGCGAAAGUCUGAACUGGAUUAGCGUUUGGGCUUUCGGUGGUGCUUCGUGCUGUGUUGCUGGUCUCAUGUACUUUGUCCAGAGAGUCAGCAUGGUUGGGUGGAAGUUGAAGAAGGUGUGA
This is a messenger RNA of Dissoconium aciculare CBS 342.82, 1329 nucleotides long. RefSeq names its product MFS general substrate transporter. Gene Ontology annotation, molecular function: transmembrane transporter activity. NCBI's taxonomy places the organism in Eukaryota, Fungi, Ascomycota, Dothideomycetes, Mycosphaerellales, Dissoconiaceae. The transcript has a single exon. Gene Ontology annotation, cellular component: fungal-type vacuole membrane. Bases 1 to 1329 code for a protein of 442 amino acids. The record is from RefSeq and is a predicted model, not a curated record. Gene Ontology annotation, biological process: transmembrane transport.